GAUGUGUGUGGUCCUGGCAAACCCUACGUUAUUGGGACAAAAUGUCCCCACAAAGAUUGGCAAUAUCUGAAAUCCUUGCCCUUGUGGGGAGAUUUUUUUUAUUUAAAAAUGCAGAAAGUUUUCUGUGAGUACGUUUAUGGUUAGGGCAUAGAAUAUACAGUUUGUGCAGUAUAAAAAUCAUUAUGUCUAUGGAAAGUCCCCAUAAAACAUGAAAACCCAACAUGUGUGAGCGAGUGUACUGAGCCUUUGGUGGUCUGAUCCCUACAGGUCUGGGCUGGUUGUGUAUAUUGAGGUAAUGUUUAGUGCUUUGUGUGUCCGUGUCUCCAUUAUUCCUUUGAUGAACAGAGCUGACAUCACUCACUCAGCACGGAAGCGUUUGUGUAAAUCGCUUCUUUCCGUUGUGAAGGUGGACUGUUAGGAUAAAACACUUUCUUUGUUGAACCUACUUAAACAGAAAGUAAAGCACUUAUUUAAUAGUACUGAUGUGGUUCAUUUAUAAUUUAUUGAGUGAGUCAGGAACACCUCAGCAACACUCUCAUGUUUGACCAUGUUUAUUUUUUUCAGAAUUUGAAAAUGAGAUAUGUGAGAAGAUGAUAGUUUACAGUGAACGAUAAUAACAGCUGUGUUGUCUUUCUGUGGAAGGUUAUCUGUCCCGUGUGCUGAGGAAUUACACCGAACAGGCGUGUGACGGAGAAUUCCUGACUGUCCGCUGCCCGCCCAGAACCUCCAUCACCGUCCAAUCGGCUUUCUACGGCGGACGAGACCCCACCCACUCACUUCAGUGCCCAUCCACUUAUAGCAGUGCUGGAGCACACUCAGUGAAUGACAUCACUUCCUGUCAUGUGUCAACAUCUUUGCAGAAGAUGUUGGAUGAAUGUGAGGACAGGCGGAGAUGUCAGGUUCUUGUCAACAGUCGUUUGUUUGGGACGGACCCCUGCCCGACCGUCAGCAAAUACCUCAGUGUGCAGUACAAGUGCAGGCCGAAUGAGUAUAAGAGUAAAGUGGUGUGUGAAGGGGAGCGGUUGCGCUUGGGCUGUAAGACGGGGAUGCAAAUCGUGGUUUAUUCCGCCAUGUUUGGCCGCACGCAGCAGGGCACGCUGGAGUGUCCUCCACACCACCGGAGAGCGCCGUCUGUCGACUGCUCGUCAGAUGUGGCUCUGCAGGUGAUGACAUCACGUUGCCAGGGGAAACGCUCCUGUGUGGUCCGUGCCUCUACACAAGAGUUUGGAGACCCCUGUUACCGUGGCACCCGCAAAUACCUCAGCGUGAUCCACACCUGCGAAAUCAAGACUCAUCAGACCAGGAAACAUUUUUCCAAUCUUCUAUUGUCCAGUUUUGCUGAGUCGGAGUGAAUUGUAGCCUCAGUUUGCGGUUCUCAGCUGACAGGAGUGUCACCGGUGUGUCUUCUGCUGCUGUAGCUCACCUGCUUCAAGGUGUGUUCAGAGAUGCUCUUCACCUCGUUUGUAACGAGUGCUCAUUUGAGUUACUAUUGUCUUUCUAUCAGCUGAACCAGUCUGAUCAUUCUCCUCUGAUAUCAACAAAGCAUUUUCACCCACAGAACUGACACUCACUGGAUAUUUUCUCUUUUUUGGGCCACUCUCUGUAAACCCUAGAGAUGGUUGUGUGUGAAAAUCCCAGUAGAUCAGCAGUUUCUGAAAUACUCAGACCGACACCAACAACCAUGACAUGUUCAAAAUCAUUUAAAUCACCUUUCUUCCUCAUUCUGAUGCUCUGUUUGAACUUCAGCAGAUUGUCUUGAACAUGUCUACAUGCCUAAAUGCAUUGAGUUGCUGCCGUCUGAUUGGCCGAUUAGAUAUUUGUGUAAAUGAGCAGUUGAUCAGGUGUACCUAAUAAAGUCGUCCUUCUAAUCACACAAUCUGAGUGUUUUUAAAGUCUCUUAGGCUGUGUUCCAUUCCACUUUUAGACAAGCACUCGCAAACUUCCCUAAGCACUUCCCCUCGAGGGAAUCCCUGCCGCCAUUUUGAAGUGCGUU
Messenger RNA from Megalobrama amblycephala (Wuchang bream), 1993 nucleotides. Its product is annotated as protein eva-1 homolog C-like. The coding region runs from base 864 to 1352 and encodes 162 amino acids. Gene Ontology annotation, molecular function: carbohydrate binding. NCBI's taxonomy places the organism in Eukaryota, Metazoa, Chordata, Actinopteri, Cypriniformes, Xenocyprididae. The transcript has 5 exons. The record is from RefSeq and is a predicted model, not a curated record.